UUCAUGGAGAAUAUUUCAGAGGUGAGUGAAUUUAUUCUUGUGGGGUUAACAAAUACCCAGGAGCUCCAGGUUCCUUUAUUUAUCAUUUUCACUCUUAUUUAUUUAAUCACACUGACUGGGAACCUUGGCAUGAUCAUAUUAAUUCUACUGGACUCCCAACUCCACACUCCCAUGUACUUCUUCCUCAGUAACCUCUCCCUGGUGGACUUCAUUUAUGCCUCAGCAGUCACUCCCAAAGUAAUGGAAGGUUUUCUCACACAAAACAAAGUCAUAUCCUACAAUGCAUGUGCUGCUCAGAUUUUCUUCUUGAUCGCCUUUGCCACUGUUGAAAGCUUCCUCCUGGCUGCAAUGGCUUUUGACCGUCAUGCAGCAGUGUGUAAGCCUCUACAUUACUCAACCACCAUGACAAGAACAACAUGUGUCCUAAUUGUUAUCUGUUGCUACAUCAAUGGACUGCUCCAAUCCUCCAUUCAUGUUGCUUUCACUUUCCACCUCUCCUUCUGCCAUUCCAAUGUGAUUAAUCACUUUUUCUGUGAUAUUCCCCUAAUACUUGCUCUAUCGUGUUCUGAUACCCACAUAAAUGUGAUUGUAGUCUUUAUGUUGGCUUCAUUUGAUGUUGUUUUUGCUCUUUUGGUUAUCUUGAACUCUUACCUACUUAUUUUCAUUGUUAUCAUGAGGAUGCAGUCAACAGAGGGCCGAAAGAAGGCCUUCUCCACCUGUACAUCACACCUCACCACUGUUUCUCUCUUCUAUGGUACCAUCAUCUUCAUGUACUUACAACCCAACUCCAGUCACUCCAUGGACAGAGACAAAAUGGCAUCUGUGUUUUACACCAUGAUCAUCCCUAUGUUGAACCCUCUGGUCUAUAGCCUGAGAAACAAAAAGGUCAAGAAGGCAUUCAAAAAGUUUGCUGGAAAAGUACUAUUUUUACUGGGCUUAAGCAAUUAA
This is a messenger RNA of Arvicola amphibius (Eurasian water vole), 948 nucleotides long. RefSeq names its product olfactory receptor 5B12-like. Gene Ontology annotation, cellular component: membrane. Gene Ontology annotation, biological process: G protein-coupled receptor signaling pathway; sensory perception of smell. Lineage: Eukaryota; Metazoa; Chordata; Mammalia; Rodentia; Cricetidae. The record is from RefSeq and is a predicted model, not a curated record. Bases 4 to 948 code for a protein of 314 amino acids. Gene Ontology annotation, molecular function: G protein-coupled receptor activity; odorant binding; olfactory receptor activity. The transcript has a single exon.